AGUAAUUGGCCGCCUGUCGACCAGUACAGUGAGGUCGUUACGCCGCGGCUCCACGCGAAAAACCGCGCGUAUUCCUACAAUAGUUUACGAACAAACGGCUGUGGUACUGAACUUUUUGUUAGUGCUAUUUAUUGAAGAUUCGUUGAGGUCUGUGACAAUUUUCAGUUACUCGAUUUAAGACUGGAUAUCUAUUCUUGUGUUGUGACUUAUUUUUGUAUGGAUUUCAUAGCGAUUGCGUGAUGGAUAGUGAGCUGAAUCGAAGUGAAAAUAAACAAAGAUGUGAGUUCACAUAGCUCGACUCGAGGUGCGGCCGGUGGAAAAUGUAAAAUGGCGUAUGUGCGCGUCGGAGCGGCACGGUCCAUAUCCCUGUGGACAUUAAUACUUGGAUGCUUCGAUAUAGCUGGUUUGACACCCGCUUCGAGUGUCACAGCCGAGUCUCUAGACAUGGUUAAAGUGUCAGCUGUGUCUGGCGGCGACGCGACACUCCCGUGCGACACCCGCUCGCCGCAGCCAGCCGAUGUGCUCUUACUAGUCGUUUGGUAUAAAGACGAUGUUCCUAUUUACAGCUACGACGGACGAGUGAAAGGGCCAACUGCGCACUGGGCGGACGACGUAUUAGCCGGCAGGGCUAGGUGGCUGUCCACAGCACCGUCAUCGCUACGUAUACGAGACAUUAUCGCAACAGAUCGAGCUCUGUAUCGCUGCAGGGUCGACUUCAAGAUAUCCCCAACGAAAAACCACAAAAUCAUCUUGGACGUCAUAGAAUUACCAGAGAAGCCAAAAAUAUAUGAUGACUUGGACAAGGAAAUCGUCGGUGUGGCGGGGCCCUACAGAGAAGACACGAAUCUCAAACUUACCUGUGUUGUAAGUGGAGGUAGACCGAUGCCUCGACUUCGUUGGUGGAGAGACGAAAAACUGGUGGCAACCCUAGCGCCACUAGAAGACGGAACGAGAAUAAGUAUGUUGGAGCUGAAUAUACCGAAGCUAACUAGGGAUUUUUAUGAAGCUGUGUACACUUGUACUGCGGAUAACACCUUGCUUGUGCCUCCGUUGCGGGUCAACGUACAGAUUCAACUAUAUUUACGUCCACUCCUCGUUGAGAUACUAGCAAGGGAGCAGCCGCUAUCCGUGGGGCAGACAGCCGAAUUGACCUGCAGGGCAGUUGGGGCGAGACCGCCGGCGAUGAUUACUUGGUGGCUGGAUAGUUCACAGCUAGCUAAAGAAGCUAUUCAGAAGGAUUCGGAAGACCGCAACGAAACCGUUUCCGUACUGCGGUGGACGCCACAGAUGGGCCACAACGGGCACACGUUGACCUGCCGGGCGGCGCAUACGAUUCUCGACCAUACCACCAUAGAAACAAGCAUGAGUUUAAAUUUACACUACGUACCGAUAGUUAAAUUAAGACUCGGCUCAAAAUUGAACCCUAACGAUAUUGAAGAAGGCGACGACGUGUACUUCGAAUGCGUGGUCGAAGCAAAUCCACCGGCUUACAAAGUUGUAUGGGAACAUAAUGGUCAAAUUAUGGCACACAAUCAACGGGCCGGUGUUAUAGCUGGACCGGCCCAUUUGGCUCUGCAGAGCGUCGCCAAAGAACAAUCUGGAAGGUAUUCUUGUACGGCUUCAAACGUCGAAGGCGACGGUCGAUCAUCACCAUUCAAUCUCCAAGUUAUAUAUAAGCCAGUUUGCAAAAACCAACACACCAUGGUCGUCGGAGCUGCUAUCAAUGAACCAGCAAGCGUGAAAUGUGAUGUCGACGCGUUUCCACCCCCUAAGAACUUUCAAUGGACUCUCAAUAACUCUAUGGGCACUGUGGAUAUAGAACCAAGUAAAUUUACGGUUGAUAAUAUCGGCCGAUCAGUCCUCACUUACACAGCGACAACAGAAAGUGAUUAUGGAUCGUUAACCUGCCGAGCCACAAACAUGGCUGGACAGCAAAUGGACCCAUGCCGAUAUACUCUGCUCCCAGCCGUAAAACCGGAUCAGCCAUUCAAUUGCACCACUUUAAAUUUGACUGACGAUUCUGCUGAGCUUCGAUGUGUUGCCGGUUAUGACGGCGGACUCCACACCACAUACAUUGUGGAAGUAUGGGAGACAGGAAAUCUAAUAGCAAACGUGUCGUCAUCAGUUCCAGUUUGGAAAUUAGAUGAUCUUGGUUCAGGAAAAGCGUUAAAAUUGUACUUCUACGCACACAAUGCCAGGGGAAGAUCAGACAUCACCAAAUUAAGAGUGCAUACAUUGUCACGUUUAGCUUUACAUACUGAAGCGAAGACCACGGAAGUCCAAAUUGACAGGAAUUGGCUACUUGCGGCAAUCGCUGUGGCUGUUUGCGUGUUAGUCGCAACUAUAUCUUUGGCUCUUUGGGCAAGAAGAAGACAACACAGACCAAUGCAGUAUGAAGCGCCGAUACAGACGGUGAAAGCGUAUAAAGGCUCCUUGCAUAGCACACAUCAUUCACCGCUCCAGCCGGACGAUAAGAAUCCUGACGUUGUACCUCUCGGCAAAGAUUUUCACUGCACACACGACAUCGAGCGACCUCCCGAGCCGCCCCCAUACGGCGCGGUGGUUUCUCCGCCAGUGGGCGUCUCAAGGAGUGCUCACAGUCUCCAACAUGACGUGAGGUCGAAUACACCUCACACUCCGAACACACCGGCUUCUGAUGCUCAGAGCAUCGGAACGCUAGCAGAUGAUCGUCGCAGUGUUACAAGCGGUACACUUUCACGGCGGAGAGAAGUGGUCACAACGCGGACACCCUUACUAGCUAACGCACGGGAAAGCUGCGUCUAGAUUUACAUUAAUUUUCAGCCUUCAUAAAGAAUUUCCUUGAGAGUCAUCUAAGAUUUUGAAUCUAGAUAAUCUUUGUAGGGAUACUUGAAUGAGGCUCUUUGUAAAUAUGUACUUUGAAGGAACAUGUUUUUUUUUAUUGUAUACAGAAUGUUGUAAAUUAUUCUUACUAUUGUUACAAUAUUAAUUGACGUGUUAUAUUUAAAGUAAAUUCCCGUUGUAUCUGUUUGGCUGUUUAACCAUACACUAUUAGAUUUUUAAUUACUACAUAUUAUGUUUGAACGGUAAUUCAACAUUUUAUAAGAUUGAGAUGAGAUGUAUCUUUUGUUAAAGUAGAUAAGCGUAAGGCAGUGGCUAUGUACCAACCAUAGCCAAUCUAUAGAACAGACGUUCAAUUAUUCUGAUCAGUUUAGGAAAAAUAUAAAAUAAAAAUACUCUGUACACUUCUGUACAUAAACAACAUUAAAUUUCUAGAUGAAUAUUUAAAGUUUCUCCUAAAAUUUACAUCGAAUGUUAUAUUGAUGAAAGACUGUCUUAAAUUUCUUUUGGUGUAUAAAUAAUUUAAAAUAAACAUGUCAUGUAAAAUUAUCAAAUCUAGUUGUUAUAUUAAAUUAAAAAUUAUACGAAAUGAACAAUUUUAAAUUGUUAAUAACGACACCAGUUGGUCAUCCGGAAGACUAACUGUUGGAGCUAUAUGAAAUAAAGAACUUGGUUUUUAAAUUAUUAAUUUAGACUAUCAUUUUACGGACUAAAACAUACUAAACAAAAUUUUAUUGAUACAAUCAUCAAAAUAUUGGAUCUAUUUAUUUUUAUAAUCCUAAUUUCUUCAUGGAAAAGCGUUUGUAACAAUUUGGUUAUUUUAAAUUAAUACUCUUAUCAAAAAAUAAGCAUACUGAUAUGGAUUACGAGAAAAUUAAUAAAUUAUGUAAUAAUUAUUGUUGGAUUACAACGAGGACAAAUCUGUUUUAUCGACUGGAUGGUAGUGGAUUCUUCAAACACUAUCUAUCAUUACGUUAAAAUAAUUCGGGAAAUUUUAUUUGGAUCUUGAACGGAGAGUAUAACAUUUAUUUAUUAAUUAUAGUUGAACCCUGUACUAUAUGUAAAUUACAUAUUAAUUAAUUUAUUACUCUUAUUAUUGUCUAUUAACGUGUAAAUUAAUAUUCUUUUACGCUUUAAUCUUUCGUUUUUAAUGGCAUUAUAUUAUUUCCGUCACGACCACUAUAGUAUAAAGUAUCAUGAUAGUAGAAAAAGAGGAAUUAAACCGUCUAAGUUUUAUUUAUUUAUUGCUUAGAUGGGGGACGAGCCCACCUGGUGUUAAGUGGUUACCGGAGCCCAUAGACAUCUACAACGUAAAUGCCGCCACUCACCUUGAUAUAUGAGUUCUAAGAUCUCAGUAUACUUACAACGGCUGCCUCACCCUUCAAACCGAAACGCAUUACUGCUUCACAACAGAAAGAGGUGGGAUGCGAUGGUGGUGCCUACCCGUGCGGACUCACAGAACGUCCUACCACCAGUAAUUAGGCAAAUAUGCGAGUAAUAAUUAAGCGGGUUUGAUUUUUUAUUACACGGAUGUUACUCCUUCAGCGUGGAAGUCAAUCGUGAAUAAUUUUUUAAGUACGUAUUUCUUUACAAAAAUUGGUACCCGCCUGCGGGAUUCGAACAACGACACGGUCGCAUCGCUCGCGAAUGCACCGGACGUCUUAUCCUUUAGGCCACGGCGACUUCAAAUACUUUGUAAUAAGUUUGUUUGUAAAUAAGCACUUUGAAUUACGUCUAUGACUCGCAAAUAUCUAAGAUUAUAAUACUGUCACUGCGACCCGAUAGUGAGUACAUAAGACUAAAUGUGUUAAUGUACAAAGUUAUGUAUAUAAGGCACUUUCUAAAACUAUAUACUGUACUCGUAAGGAUCUUAUUUGUAACAACAAACAAUAUCCUAUGUAGUUUUUUUUUUGAGAUAUUGCAAAUUUCUAUUGUCUGUACAAAUAUUUGUUAUCAACUAUUAAUUGUUUUUAUAAAUCGUCGUUUGAAUUAGUUUUAUUGAGUGUCAUUUGUCAUGUGAAGUGAAGCUUAAUGGAGCAUUACGAUGUCUUGUCCUGUUGCUAACUGAACACAUUUUUUUUAAGCUAUUGCAUAGUUUUUAUCGCGGGCCUUGAACGCGGCAACCGAAUCAUGAAAUUCCGUAAUGAAAAAAACCUUACACCCCUCACUCCACCUACCAUGUAGCUCUCGCGUUUAACACAUUCACACGUUGCGCUUGUGUAGUGCUUGUGAAUAAGCGCGUGGCGUGACGUCACACUGCAUGCGCAUCAUGAAAAGUCUGCAUCUCUCUCUCGCGCGGUCUAGCUUAUGAGUGUGAAGGGGACAGUUAAGGUUUUGCUUUUAUUAAUGUUUAAUAUAGCCUGGUCUUGUUUUAUUAUUGUUUUAAUAUUAAAUUAUCAUUGUCUAAUUAUAAUUGCAUAAGUUAACAAAAAAUGCUAUGCAAUAGCUUUACCGCGGCAGUUCCCGAGUACCACACAUUUGUUUGUUUUUUUUUUGCUUAGAUGGGUGGACGAGCUGACAGCCCACCUGGUGUUAAGUGGUUAAUGGAGUCCACAGACAUCUACAACGUGAAUGCGCCACCCAUCUUGAGGUAUAAAUUCUAAGAUCUCAGUAUAGUUCGCACCUUUAAUAAUUUUAUUAUUGUUAUUAUAAUAACUUACUAUAAUAACUUAGCAAUAAUAAACUUGACAAAUACCCACAAAAAAGGAUUUAAAUUUGAUGAUAUUACUAAAAGGCGAUACUGUUACGCUUUGAUUUUCAAAUGCAAAUGCAUGUUUAAUAGCAAUGAAACACAGACAAUAAUUAUAAAAUUAUUCUGAACAUUUACAAUUUUGUAAAAAAAAAAACAACUGUAUGUUCUUAACUUAACUAUUAGUCAUUAAUUCAUUUGACGAAAACAAAAUUUUAUUUUGGAAUAAUUUCAAACACAAAUAUUUUUCUAAUGUCAUUACGUUUAUUUCAUUCAACAAAAAGGCUAUGUCAGGAAGUGAAAACUUCUAAACCAUGUUUAACUUUAAACCUUAUUUUUCAAAUAAUAAGUUAUAUAUUUAAAAAAAACCGUACUGUCGUAAACAUUUUAGUUUACUAAGCACUAGUCCUACCCUACUUUGGAAAAAAAAGAAUUAAUGACUAUCUAAUUUGAACUUUAUAAUAUUGUUACGAUGCCACAUUUUAAUUUAAAUUCUCUGUAUUUUUUCUUGUUUUAUUUAAACUAUAUAAAGCGGCUAAAGUCAACGAUUUGUGAGUAAAAAAAAAAAAACUAAUUUGGUUUGCUGAAACAAUUUGUUAUUUCAUUUCGAGACGUUACUAAGACUAAAUAACUUAUCAUAUUGUUGAGAAAAACAUUACUUGUCUUAUGAGUUUUAAUUUUAACGUAAAUCACUGUGAUGCUAUUUUAAAUAUAUUUUAAUGUUUAAGAUGUAAAUAAUAUUAAAAAAUAAUAACUCCCUACACUGAUAACGUUGUAUAUUUUUCUUUUGUAUAUUAAUGUUCAUAGAUAGAAAAUAAUGUGAAUAUAAAAUGACGUAGUAGGCAAAUUUUAUUUUUAAAUAAUAAUUAUUUACUAUUUGAUCUUUGUUAAUUUUAUAUUUUUUAUUUCGUAACUGUUAUUCAAUGAAUAUCAUUCAAUGUUUAGAUAAGUUUUACCGAAAAUGCUACACUAUGAAAUUUGUUCUAUUUUAUUCUACGUAGAAGAAUGUUAAUAUUAUUUGUAUCAUAGUAAAUAAAUGUUUGGAAACAACAACAAAAAAAAACAUAAUAAAUUUGUAAGUUUCUUUGUAUCAAGAAUAUAAUUUUAUUAAUUAAUCAGAAUUUAUUUUAGUCAUUUUUCCAAGACUUCUUCUACAUAUCCGUAUAUAUUAAGAUGGUAUGUGUAUACAUUUCUUCAAAUAAAUUUGCCCAUGAGCAAGUA
This is a messenger RNA of Bombyx mori (domestic silkworm), 6730 nucleotides long. Its product is annotated as nephrin. Lineage: Eukaryota; Metazoa; Arthropoda; Insecta; Lepidoptera; Bombycidae. Gene Ontology annotation, molecular function: protein binding. The coding region runs from base 328 to 2784 and encodes 818 amino acids. The record is from RefSeq and is a predicted model, not a curated record. The transcript has 17 exons.